AUGGAAGCACAAAAUCUUCGUGAAGUGCUUGUUUGUACAGCAAAAUUGAAAGCGAAAGACAUAACAUUAACCAAACUUCAAGAUUGUUUAAAUGCUGUUAAAAACAGCCCAUUUCCUCCGUCUGAAGCAACAACAGAUAUGUUAUGGCGGUCUACCAUACUUUAUUAUACGGUACUGGUAUCUUUUGCCGAUUAUGGUUUAAUGGAUAACCAAGAACAAACAUGCGAUAUGGAAGCAAUGAUCAGCUUGAACGAUCAGUCAGUUUUCCUUGCGACGAUGGAUCUCGUGAGGCAAUUUUCUUUACAUCUUUACCUUCCACGUGAAUUGCGAGGAAUAACUAAUUGUGAGACACAGCUGAUGGUGCUGCUGAAUGAACAGGAACGUGUCCGGCGUCUUUUGUACUGUGUAACGCAUUUCGAGCGAUUGUUCCAAAACAACAUGAUAGCCACACAGCGGUUAACAGAGUUGGGAGAUUGCAGCAUAGAUUAUAUAGCCGCCGUGUAUAGUCUCUCAAAAAAAAGUCCUUUAGCUGAUAAAAAAAUGGUUGUCUUCUCCAAGGAAACUAUCUUUCGAAGUUUGAUGAUGAUCAAAGGUGCUCCUGGAUUACCCGAGACAUUGUCAUUAUUACUACACCGGGAUUUACUUUUUCUUACUGGAGAAUCAGGUGGAUUUUCUACGUUAUGUCGUGUGAUACAUACUGGAGAUGAGCAAGACAAUAAUGUUCCAACGUGGCAAAAAAGUGAGAUAGUUGCAAAAAUAGUUGCUAGCAAAGGACAUACAAAGAGUUUUUACCGGCAAGUUUUAACAGAAUGCUUAAAAUUCUAUGACUGGUCCGUUGAGGCUAACACGAAAAAGGCGCUGAUAUACGCUGAGACAUGUAUAGCAUGCCUGAAACGAUUCUGCGAUAUGCCAGUUGCUUAUCGUGAACUUUACGAACGGAUAGAGACACAUUUUUUAGGUUGCUUUCAAUCAUUGGCUCACCCAGAAGAGUUAAUUGCUAGUUUCGUUGUUGGAGAGCGAGCCAAACUGAUUCGAGAUUUGCACAAGUGUCACAGAGUAUUUACUGGAGCAACGUUCACCUGUUUGCCAUCAUCUCUGCUGGUAUCUUAUAUUCAAAUGUUCUUGAAACUAUAUAUGAUGCUACCAGAUACAUUAGAAGAGCAUAGAUAUUUGUAUGAUUUGAUUGUAUUUUGUUUGUCCAAUCGCUCGAAGCAAGAAUUGAUGGAUAUAAUUCAAUGUCUGCUGUACGGAAGUGUACAUAGCGAAAAAACCAAGUAUUUGUUGCACUCCCGUAUAGUGAUCAAGCAUAACGAAGCUAGUGAUGAUUACAUAUUGCAUAUAUGUCCCCUCUCAGAUGAUGAUCACAAUGAAAAUGAUAGCUUGCUUCCAGUGCUGGUUGAUGUGCUGAAAUCUUCCAAUCGAAACCUACUCAAUUAUGAUGUGUUUCUUAUUCUCUUGAAUGAGCUAAUGCCGAGCACUUGGAUAAAUGAGAUGCACGAAGAGCAACAUCUUCAUGAAGAGAACGAGCGCGAAGAAUUAUUUUAUUCUCAGAUCUGUACAAAGUAUAUACUGAUCCAAGCCCUGACGGAUUUAGUAAAUUAUAAGGGCUUGCAUAGUCAACUGUACGAUAAUCCUAAUGAGCUACUGAACAUAUUGAUGACGACUCUAAGCAGAUAUUUACAAGAAUCUGAAAGUACACUAAAUUCUACAAGCGUUGACGAAAAAGCUAAGGUUUUGGAAAUCGUGAUUUCAAUAUUCUGUGAAUUCCUGCAUCGCACCCGUAGUCGACCCGAAGUAGAUGAUAUUUUGAAGCUCCUUCAACGCUACCGUAGAACAAAAUCGUGCAGCGAUUCAAUGAAAGUUCAGAUUGAUUUGUUGUGCGAUGGUACUUUGCUUGGUAAUGCAGGACAAACGCAUACUGCAUACCAAAAUGCGUUAAGUUUAUGUGCAGAUCAACAACCAUACUGCAAGGUGUUUGGAACUACACUUUUAAUAAAGUUGAUAAAAGAACGUGAUCCCGAAACGAUUGCACAGCGACAAUCGAUUCUGAUAUUGGCCUUGGUGAAUCUUCGCGAAGAUGAUAGUUACGCUUUUCUCAAUUCUGUUCGGUUGCUAGUAGCUCUAUGCAAUAUACUAGAGGCAGACGUGGUGGAUACGCUACUAAAAGAAUAUCUCAAUGAAGACAAUGAACAGGACUACAGGCUUAAGAUAGGCGAGGCUACUGUGAAAACAGUUGAAACACUGGGUCCCCUCGCAAUACGGUAUCGUGAUGUGUUGAUGAAUUGUUUCCUUAUAGGAACACGUCACUCCAUCAAUGUGUUACGGGUGUCAAGCCUUUCUAACAUUGGGAUCAUUUGCCGCAUACUAUCUUACCAAGUGCAUAACUUUUUCUAUGAGCUAUUCAUGUGCAUUAAAUCAAUCGUGGAAACUGAUAGUUACCUUCCGGCGCGCAGGGCAGCGAUUUUGGUGCUUUCACAACUUUUUGAAGGAAUACAACAGCUAAUGGACCACCAGGAUCAUUUGUUACUUAUCUAUCGCUUUUUGAAACUCAUCCUCGCAACUGAUAAGGAUGAUGUGACGAAGCUGCAGGCGGCUAUCGCUUUAGAUCACUUAAAAACAAAAGCUAAAGAUUUUCUCCAGAUCAGUUCCGAUUCUCUGGAGAAAAACAUUUUCGGAAAAAUUAUUUGAGUUAAUUGUUUUCCAAAUUUAAAAAAAUAUAGUAAUCUAAAAUCAUGAUUGUAUCAUGAUG
Molecule: messenger RNA, 2749 nt
Organism: Anopheles nili
Lineage: Eukaryota; Metazoa; Arthropoda; Insecta; Diptera; Culicidae
Gene: Tango6
Product: transport and Golgi organization protein 6
Exons: 3
Coding region: 1-2688 (895 amino acids)
Biological process (GO): protein secretion
Source: RefSeq, a predicted model, not a curated record